GUGCUGACCGGACACUCUGGGGACAGGGGGAGGUUUCGGCUGUAUCCUUGCUGGCAGAUGACCCCCACACUUGGGGGGUAAGGAGAGCCAUGGCAGGAUUCAACCCACGGUACCCUAGGAGUACACAGGAGACCACCCUACCCUCACCUGAGGGAUGUGUGUGUGCAAGGGUUGGGUCAGGGCAGACUCUUCAGAAGAGGGGAGGUUUGUGCGGCAGGCACUUUGAUUCUGCACAGCUUACAGUCCAGAGAGCCGAAGAACAAGAGGAACUAGAUUCCCAUUCUCAGUCUGUUGAUUUCCACACCACAUUUGGAGUCUGAUCAACUCCACAGCUGUGUUGCAGCCGCUAACGCUGCCUCUGCUCUGUUUGCCUCUAGAUUCUUCUUAUCUGUUAAAUAAAGUGAGGCUGAUGGAGAUGUAAUUUAGGGCGGGGGUGGAUUGCAAGUGUCUCUGUGAUAGGGCAAAGCGCCUCCCGGUGGAGGCGCAGAAGCUAAACUCGACUGGUAGCUGUGAGGCAAGGGACGCCAGGGCAGCUCCUGUGGACUGUGUUAGAACUUUUCAGGGUGGCUUUGCCCUGCCAGGGGCCUGGAUCUCACAGGGGGACGUCGUGUUAGGACCAAGCUGACUGUCCCAUCACAGAAUAAUAUCUGCAGCUCAGCAUGGGGAGCAUAAGCAAAGUACGUUGUCGUGAGUUUAAAGAGGCCUGGCUUUGGAGUCUGACAGAACCCGCGUGUGAGUCCCAGAUCCAGCCUUUUCUGCCUCAGUGCCCUGACCUCUUUCAGCUUGGUUCCUUAUCUGUAGAUAGGAGUUUGAUACUUACCUCUCUGGGUCUUUGGGAAAUCAACACUGUACAUGAGUAGCACACAGUAGGUCCUCAACAACCAGGCUCCAGGGAGAGCCAUUCACACUGUGCCAUGUUAGAGGCACAUCAGUGUGCAGGCCAGCGUGCCAGGACAGUGGGAGUCCAGUCUACCCUCCAGCCAGGGUUUGGGCUUGGGCUGAUGGUGGCAGGACCAGGGCCAUUUCCAUCUUUUCUCUUUUAUUGUCCAUAUGUCCAAAGCAGACACUUCCAUUCAUAUUCAGGUGUGCAAUGCUAGGAGCUGAAAUAACAGGCUGUAGUGAAUGAAGCGAAGCCUCACAGUUCACUCUAUGGCAGGAAGAACCAGCUGUGAGGCAGGUCCUCAGCCCACAUCACUUCAUGGUACUGAACCUGGGGCCACAAUUCCAAACUCCAUGUUCACACAUGAUGAGUCUAUAGGAAUGAAGGAGAGAUCUAUGUUGUGUAUCUUUAUUAUUAUGUUUUAUUGUAUAUAUUUAAGGUAUAAAACAUGUUGUUAUACACACACACAGUGAAAUAAUUGCUACAGUCAGGCAAAUGAACCUGUCACCUUCCUCAAGUUACCUUCCUGCAUCCUAUUUUUGCAAGUAAACUUUUCCUAAAAACCCUACUCUCACGUGACAUUCCAGUUGGUUGGCCCAUUGGGGGAAUUUUCAUGAAUCUCCAUCAUGUGCUAUUCAGUAAAAAUAUCAAACCCACUAAGCAUGCCUUUUCAUCCAGUUGCUCCCUAGGUAAAGUAUAAUUUGCUCUCCUUCACUUGAGAGCUGAAGGUAAGGAGCAAUCAGGCAGCGGUUGCUGGAGCAAGUGCAGGCCAGACAGAGGGAAGGGCGGUUGUGAGGCGGCAGACACGAGAGAGAGACAGCGAGAGAGCGAGCGUGCACGCUAGAGAGAGAGAGGCCUGGUAGUAGCUGGGGCCUGAUACCCCUAAUCCAGGAGGCUGGACUUUAUCCUAAGGGCAGCUGGCAGCCCUAGUAGAAUUUGAAAAGGUUUGACAUGACCAGAUUAGCAGUCAAGAAAGGUGCCCCACUCACUGGGACAGAGAAUGCGUGGGAAGGGGUCAAGACUGGCAGCAAGAUGAGCUAUGAAUUGUUGGUGGUCAUCGAGGAGGGAGAUGAGGGUGACUGGACUAGGGAACUUCCUGUGGUGAUGGAGAGGAGUCAGUGUCAAGGUCUCACUUAGAAAAACUUGGGAGGUCUAACUGGCCAGGCUCGGUCAACUGUGGGGGUGGUAAGAGGCAGCAAUCAAGGAUGGCUUUCAAGAUCUUUGGCCCAAGCUGCUGGGUACAGGGUGGUGCCUGUCACUGAGUCAGGCAGCACAGGAGGAGGGGCAGGCGUGCUGAGAGUGGGGAUGGGUGCGUUCACUUUGGGACAUGCUGAGCAGUACUUGCUAUGGGACUCAACGACUUAUGACUUGAAGACUUCGCAGAGCUGACCUAACCUCCCUGUGCUUACCGUGCCUCAUCUGUAAUAGGAGAAUAAGAAUAAUUAGAACAAAUAACUAAUUAGUUUCAUUUGUUGAGUCUAGGAGAAUGUUCUCCUUUUAUACUGCAGAGUGGUAUUUUCUUGUCAGGUCUUCCCAGGUAAAAUGGGAAUGUCUCGACUUGCCCAUACAGUGGCUUGAUUUUACCUGUCUGCUUUGGGUAUCACCACCAUUCGGCAUGUAUUGCCAAUACUAAACAAAUAAGUAAAUACAUAAAUUCAAAGUAACAGGUGUUUAUUAUCACGUGUGUGCUGUAAUAGCCCAUCAGCCUGUCCCUCAGACAAAUAAACUCUCUUUAAAUCUUCUAAACUUCCUCUUGAAGCCCACCUCUCCCUCCAGGGGCUGGGUAGGGCGUUUGGGACCCAGGAUCUCUAACACUCUCUUCUCUGGGAAGCCAUCUCCCACUGCCCAGGAUGCUGGAUGGGAGGUGAGUGCAACGGGCCUGUGGGGUUGUCAGUUGGCGGAAGAAAUCUGUAGAUCCAGGGAGAGAAUCGAGCCACAUGUGUGGAUUUGGAAAUGACAGUGUAUGGCUGCACAGCACGAAGGGGAUGAAGUCACAGACACCUGGAUUUAAAUCGAGACUCCACCAUUUAUUUCUUGUAUGACUUUGGGGAGGUUACUUAAUCUCUUUGUGGCUCAGUUACUUCAUUUGUAAAAUGAAAUGAUAAUAUUCUGGGAGAAUGGUUCAUGUUUCCUUCCUUCAUAAACUGCUGUUCACGAGGCGGCUUCUUCCAGGGUUAAAAAGGAAUCUACUAUCCAUGUAUCUGCUAGGACAGACAUUGUUGCGUGUCACUUGACUCCUGAAAUACGCCACGGUAAAGAAAUCUCUGUACACUUUCGUGUUCUGGGAAGUCACUGACCACACAGGACCAAUUAUUCUCCAUGAGACUUAGAUAAGGGAUGCUGUCUGCCCACUCUGUGCCGUGACUCCCAGAUGGCAGACACCACCAGUCCUUGUUCUUUUGUCUCAUGAAUGUGUUGUAACCAAGCGAGUUAUAGAGAAACGCCACACUUUUGAGACAAAUUAAGGGGACCUUUAUUAGCUGGCGACCUACAGGCAGCUAACGCUCAAAAUUCUCUCGGCCCCAAGGAAGGGGCUAGUUUUGUUUUUAUACCGUGGUCUAAACAGGGGAGGGGGGAGUUUAGCUGAAACAAUUUUACAGAAGCAGAAUAGGCCAAAAGUUAAAAAAAAAAUAAUUGGUUAUAGAAGCAGUUACAAAAAAAUAAACAUUUCCAGGUGCAGGGGCUUAAACUAUGAUUAAGAGAUAAAUGCAGGGGCUUUUAGGUACCUUCCACCGAGCACAUUCCCGAGCUGUUGGUACAGCCUGCCUCAAUAUCUUACCAGCAGGUGUAUUCUUGGAUGUGCUUGGAGUCAGCUUGCACUAGUUAUUCCCUUAAGGGGGAUAAAGGGGGCUGCAAGUGAAGAAACUAAAAUGGAGUCUGUCCGGCUCUCUCUGCUAGGAAAGAGUCACUCAGGUUAAAACAAGGUAGGGUAUCACAAAUGAUUCACUUAGACGGGAAGUCUGUCCUCCUAAAAGUAGCUACGCACAGAGAGAAACAUUCCCUGUUCAGCUGGCUGAGACUUCCGCUGAUUAAAAAAAAAAAAAAAAAAAAACCCUGCCCCAUAAAUCUCCCCACUGAAACCGGUGUACUCCUUCCUAUGAAAGUAAAAGACACCCCCGCCACCCCCCGGUUACCCCAACAGUGUGAUUUCCACUUCUGGGGCGCUCUCCCUAAGGCAGUAGCCUGAAUAAUUUCAAUGUAUUGGAUUGUUUGGUUUCUGUCUUUACCAAGGUGCAUUUAUCAUUCAUGCAAAAACAGUAAAAAAAAAAAAAAAAAAAAUGAAACAGCACGUGUCGGUUCUCAGCGGCGCGUCCUAGCUCAAAACUCCCAGCCAAUCACAGGAGAAGUCGGCCGCCUCCCAACCCUCCAGCCCAGUUCCCACGUCCCUCGCCCGGGAAGUCACGUCCGCUACAGGGAGUGUCUUCCCAUGGCCUCCGGAAGCAUUCGGCAGUCCACAAGCCACGCUUCAGAGAAGCCGCUCCGGGAACGCCGCGGCGCACCUCCGGAAGGGAUGACCUCCACGCCUUCUCCCCUCGCAGUCCACCCGAGCGGCGUGGGUCGCGAGAAGCCACCCAACCGCUCCGUCUUCCGGCUCCGGCGGUCCGCGGCAGCCAAUCAAAGGUUCAGUUUCUCAGCGGCGUCGCAUCCCUGUGACGUGAGCACAUCCUCGCCGACGCCCCCUUCCGCGCUGCGGCACCUCUAGCCCGCCGGAGGGCGGCUCCUCUCGAUGGUCUUAACCCUUCAAUUACGAGCGGGCGGCGCUGCGUUUCCAGGGCAGAGGAAACGAGGCGCCGCGUUGGCGCUUGGACGGCGGGAACCGGCUCCGGAGCGAGAACGCGCGUGAGAGAGCCCGAGAGAGACGGAGAGCGAGCGAGCGCGCGGGAGAGACUGAGAGCGGGGGGGUGGGAGAGAGACUUCCAGAGAGACAGAGCGAGAGGCCGAGACCGAGGCUGUCCCUAGCACAGGCCAGGGUGUCUUGGGACUCGAAUCCCUGGGUUGGGCUGGCCGGGAGUGGGGCUUUCGAAGGAAGCGGGUGAUUUUCCACGUCGUCCAUAUCUCCCCGGUGUGGGAAUGGCGGUCGUGCACUCUGGGGGUGGCGUUGUUCUCGUUCCCUACUUGGGGGUGGCCUUUUUCAGCGGAGAAAGAGGAUGCCGCGGGCAUUGGUAGCCGGCGGGACUACACUUGGGCUAGGAUCAGUGUUCAGCGGGUUCAGAAAUCACCGUGUCCUUGGCAUCACCUCCCUCCCCACCUCCUCUCCCAUCGCACAGCAGGAGACAGUGACUGGAGGGUUUUCAAGGAGGACUGCAUUGCCCCUAUUGAAACAAACCGUCCGACAAACCCUUUCUCCGACGUGUGACAGAGGGACGGUCGUAAUGUGAAAUACGACUAGACAUGCGUUUAAUGGGCGGUGUGAUUGCUGCAUUCGUGCGCAAUGAAUGGUCCAGGCCAUUUGUGUCCAGUAGCCGCACAAGCUGCAGGGUCUCAUGUUUAGAGAAGGAGGGCCUCUCCGCCGUCCACCUUGCUGGAGUACAGGCGACCCUGGGCGGUAGCCCUCUCCGCCAUCAGAAAUGUGGUGCUCUGAGUAGCCACAGAUUCCCAUCUGCAUUUCCAAUACCAUUUCCCUCUACUCACUGACCCGUUGGGUGCGUUGGAUUUGUGCGUGGGUGUGAGGGUAGUUUGGUGUGUUUGCUUGCAAAUGGAAAAGCGAAUGGCCUUGGUUGGCUGAGCUUAUCAGGGCACUAGCAGUGGAGAGAGAAAGGACUACUGUAUUCUUAGGAGCAGAAUCUCAACAACUUCCUAUAAAACGGGCAGUGUGUCUUACCUGGAAUGCUUUGGCAUUUAAUAAAAUGUCCUGUGAAUACUUUUCAUAGGGAAGCACUGUUUUUACUGUUUCUGGUUGGACAGUGGUUACAUUUCAAAUCGUAGUUCAGAAUUCGUGAAAUACCCAAAUUAAAUCUCUACGUGGCAGUAAUCCAUUUUCUUUCCUUGGUGUGUGGUUGGAAGAUUAAUUUGAGAUAAGUGUUCAGUUCUGGGCUGGGCAAUCGUGCCGGGCACGGGGAAUUCAGGUUCUUUAAGGGAAAGGCCUGAUGUGCUAAAACGAAAUCUAUACCGUGUGUAGCCGCUUAUGAGAAUAUGAAACUAAGGAGAGCCACAGGUAAGUAUAUGUCUAUGAAUGCGAAUUAAAACGGGUGACAAUAUAAAGAGAGAUUGGUGUCACAAAUGGUGGAGUGACUUUUGUAUUUCAGCAGACCUCAGUGAGAAAUGGUCACCACCACUCCCUAGAUGUGUGACCUUGAGUGAGUUGCUUAACCUCUCUGAUCCUGUUACCUCAUCUGCAACUGGGGAUGAGAAUAUAUAUCAUAGCAUGCCCUGGGAGAAGCUGUUCCUGACCACCUGGGCUAUGGUGAUUUUGACUUCCUCUGUGUCAGAAGUACCCCCGUCUCAUGCCUGCCAUAGUUGUCUUUUUGUUUUGUUUUGUGAUUUCAGAUGGACUCACCCUGUCACCCAGGUUGGACUGCACUGGCCUCAACCUCCUGAGUUCAAGUGAUCGUCCCACCUCAGCCUCCCCAGUAGCUGGGACCAUAGCUGUGCAGCAUCAUGCCUGGCUAAUUUUUUAAGUUUUUUGUUGAGAUGGUGGUCUCGCCCUGUUGCUCAGGCUGGCCUCAAACUCCUGGGCUGAAGCAGUCCUCCCACCUCAGCCUCCCAAAGUGCUUGGAUUAGAGGCGUGAGCCACCAUUCCUGGCUCCUUGGACAAUAUUUUAUUCCUCAGAUUAAGACACGUCCUUGGGAUGGGGCUGCAUUGGAUAAUUCACCGAAGGCACCGCUGAAUGGAGUGGGCCCUCAGUAAAUACCUGGAGGAAUGUGACCUGGCCAGUGAGGUUAUUUUCUUUUGUAGGUGAAAGGUGUAGCAGUCACUCGGCCUACACCCACAGCAUCGACCUUGUGAACCCAGCGACCUGACUGCCUUGGUCUGGGUUCUGCCCGCACACAUUCCUCGCCACCUUCUUGGUGUCUGAGAACCUCCAGCUUCACCUCCUUUUCUGGACCCGAGGGCCUGGCGGAGCUUCCAGCUGGGACCAGACCUCCAUGGAUCCACUCCAGAAACGGAAUCCAGCAUCGCCUUCCAAAUCUUCCCCGAUGACAGCUGCAGAGACUUCCCAGGAAGGUCCAGCGCCCUCUCAGCCUUCGUACUCAGAACAGCCGAUGAUGGGCCUCAGUAACCUGAGCCCCGGUCCUGGCCCCAGCCAGGCCGUGCCUCUCCCAGAGGGGCUGCUCCGCCAGCGGUACAGAGAGGAGAAGACCCUGGAAGAGCGGCGGUGGGAGAGGCUGGAGUUCCUUCAGAGGAAGAAAGCAUUCCUGCGGCAUGUGAGGAGGAGACACCGCGAUCACAUGGCCCCCUAUGCUGUUGGGAGGGAAGCCAGAAUCUCCCCGUUAGGUGACAGAAGUCAGAAUCGAUUCCGAUGUGAAUGUCGAUACUGCCAGAGCCGCAGGCCGAAUCUUUCUGGGAUCCCUGGGGAGAGUAACAGGGCCCCACAUCCCUCCUCCUGGGAGACGCUGGUGCAGGGCCUCAGUGGCUUGACUCUCAGCCUAGGCACCAACCAGCCCGGGCCUCUGCCUGAAGCGGCACUCCAGCCACAGGAGACAGAGGAGAAGCGCCAGCGAGAGAGGCAGCAGGAGAGCAAAAUAAUGUUUCAGAGGCUGCUCAAGCAGUGGUUAGAGGAAAACUGAGACGUGCACCCCCAUGGGAUGGAGACCCGAAGGGGCUCAGGCGGUGCCGCCGUGUUGGCAGCGCCUGGGUGUGGGCCCAUUUUGGGGACCAAACAGCAAGCUGUGGUCGGAUGAGUGCCAGGACCUGUGUACCGGGACACGUGGGAAUCCUCCCAGCAUGAUGCUUGACCGACCCGAGGAAGGUCCUCAUGUUUCGUGCCUGUCAUUCUCGGAUGGCUGUGAGGCAUUCCUUGGCAAGGGACGCUGCGUACCAGCGGUCCUCGCCGCAUCUCACAUGGCUCCUGUGAUGCAUGUUGUCGCUUUCCCACCCGGGAUCUCCAUCUCUCUUCCCUUCCUGCUGUCAGUAAGAGAUCACAUGUCUGUGUAGUGUGAAUGCCUUGUCGCUGUCCUGUGCUUUUGCACCAUUGAGUUGACUGCCUCUGAGAAGCAGCACUAGGCCUGUUGAAAUGCAGUGUGCUGCCCUGAGAUCCAGUUUCAAGAAUGGGCAGGUAAACGCAGUGUGGGAAAGGAAUGUGGAAUGAGAACUUGGUGGUUCACCGCUGUACUAUUUGUGUAAAUGUUUACGUAUGUGAUAAGCUACAUGUAUGUAAAUGUUGCAAUACCCCUAACAGUCGAGUAGUAGUCUCCCUUACAGGAAUUUUUGACGGGGUUCCUCAUCAUCAAUACCAAAUAAAUAUAUGUAGGAAUGGAAAA
Molecule: messenger RNA, 8302 nt
Organism: Pan troglodytes (chimpanzee)
Lineage: Eukaryota; Metazoa; Chordata; Mammalia; Primates; Hominidae
Gene: FAM156B
Product: family with sequence similarity 156 member B
Exons: 2
Coding region: 6968-7609 (213 amino acids)
Source: RefSeq, a predicted model, not a curated record